CGUGACGUGACGGAGUUGACGUGUGACAACAGAAAAACAGAUGCCGGCCGGAUCGAUCCAGGGCCAGGCAAGGUGGAAGAUUAGCCACCACAAGAACAGCAUAGUCCUGAGCUGAGUUGGUCAAAUAAUGGCAAAUACCGAUGACACCAUGGAGAACAUCGUGGAGAGGAUGGGCAGCCUUCCUAUAGUCAACACAACAGUUCACCAGGUGUCAACCCUUUACUCCAGCACUAAGGAGCGGUGGUGGGUGGCCAGGUGCACGCUAGGUUUGGCUGAAAGGUCUCUGCAGAUGGCAGCAUGGACAGCAAAGCCAGUAGCGGAGAGAAUGGGCAUGGAUUUUGAUGGCACCGUGGCCAUGGCCAAUCAGUAUGCCUGCCGUGGGCUCGACGUACUGGAAGAGAAGGUACCACUGCUCACGAAACAGCCAGGACAGAUUGUUGAGGAAACUAAGAAAGCUGUGGACAGCAAAGUGCAGGCUGGGAGCAAACGUCUCCUGCAGACCAGCCUAGGGCAGGUGAUAUGGUGGACAACUGACACAGCACUGGACAUCACUGAGAGAUGUGUGGAGUAUUACCUUCCCAACAGAAAGAAAGAUGAUGAGAAAGAGGUCGAACAGGUGCCUAAGGCUGCAGAGACAGAAAAGUCGCUUCUUGUGAGGGCAACGACCCUGACAGACAAGGUUCACAGUAGGCUGAGUGAAGGAGCCAGCAUAAGGAUGAAGUCUGUGCAGAGGUGUGGCAGAGAGUUGCUAGACACACUCAGGGACAUGCUGGAACUGAUUGAGCGUGCAAAAGGUGAAGUAAACAUGGAGGUUCAAGGCGACCUGAUGUUGGUGUCCAAUCCAGUGUGUCAGGAGCCUGACAAGGAUGAGGACACACAGAGUCUGGAGAGACAGAGCCUGCAGGUGGUGGCCAGCCUGCUGCAGGAAGUUGGGUCCAUCUGCAGCCUGAUGGUGCUGCAGGUGUGGGCUCUGCCGCAGCACCUGCAGGACAACAUCACACAGGCCAAGGCAAUGGCUGACCAGCUGUACGACAGCUUCUGUAAGCGCCUCAGUGGAGGGGAGGCAUUGCCAGGGCUCGGGUGCCUGCACUGCCAGAUCCAUAGAGUGAUCAACACGUUGGUGUCCCUGACUGAUUUCAUCUGGACGCUCCCGCCCUUCCCCUGGCUGUACAGCGUGUACGUGCUAGUCAGGCUGGGGAGAGCCAUCAUGGCCGUGGCCUUGUACCAGAAAUAUGCUCUGUUUUUCCAAGAGAAGUACCUACUUUGCCAGGAAAAGUAUCUGUUGUACCUUCCAGGCACCAUCAGGCAUCAGGCGGAAGCCUUCGCCGACCUCCCAGGUAGCCUUCUCGGCCUGGCUCGGGCCCAGCUGGACACAGUUUCCGACACGUUGCUAACGGUGACAGAGUACAUGCUUAACCUGGCCCCUCUCCAGUGGCUGAUUCCAGAUGUGUGCUUAGUUGAUCUGGAAAAUAUAGACUUCGGCUUUGACGAAAUACUUGAGGAUUUAGAACUGAACGACGGAGGUGGCGGCGGAGGGGUGUAUGUGCCAUACUUCCAUCCCAGGAGACCUAUACAUGGAGCAUGAUGGGAAAUGCCAUAGAUCGUGUUUUAGAGCCGUGUAGAAUAAGAUAUGACUGAACAGAUGAGAUCUGUAAAAUGUGCUCUGUGGCAAUUUUUUUACUCAAAGUUGAAGGACACAAAGUGCCCAAGGUGGAUGCCAUCUUCAGCCAGUGUUGAACUUGAUCAUUCCUAACAUUGUUCUUACCAGAGAAAGAAACAGAAACCCAAUGUUUCAACUAGACUUUACCUUCUUUCCUUUGUUCUUGUUUAGAUUAUCUACUUUGCAAGGAAACAAAAUGGACAAAGGGCUCAGGUUUCAAACCAGUCUUUAUCCAGUUAGUGAAAAAUAUCUCCUUGCUAGUUGUCUUCUCAAAAUGUUUAAUUCAGUGUCACUUUACAAUUGUAUAUGUCUGUUGAAUGUCUAGUUUUGAAUCAUUCCGUUUUGUACUUUCUUAUGGAAUUCUAAAAUGACUGUAAAUAAUUGUAUAGGUUGUCUUGUGCAAGCAUGUCAUAGUAUGGUUUUCAAGUGCUAUAUACAUUCAAAUAGCUACCAAAAUGUCAAAAGAAGGGAAAUAUCAGUUGAAAAAGACAGAAAACAGGAAUGUUGUUUAUGUGUUGUGUUCUACUGUAACAGUUACAUAUCUAUGGUUAUAGUAUAGUAUAAUAUCUCUGUAUAACAGACUUAAUAACAUGUAUGUUUUUAAAGGAAUUAUUGCUUUUAAUGUGAAAUAUCUAUUAAGAUAUAAAUGUUUGUAAUGUAUGCAUAUUGUAGAUUUUAUUUAACUUGUGGAUCAAGUUGUUGUGGAAGAAAGGGUAAUAAUGAAGUAACAAUAUAACGGGAAAUGUUGUUUUCUAACAUUCAAACAGGGAUACAGAAGUGAUGUGAAAUGCAUCCUUCAAUAUUGCAGCUCAAUUUAUGUUUGAAUCUAGCCUUGGUACGUUAAAUAUUUAAAUAUUAUAUAUUGUUUUAUAUAAAGCAGAACGUUAAUGUCUUGAAAAGCUGAUGAUUGCCAUGAAAAGUUGAUAAUGAGAGGUGAAUAGGCUACAGAAGGUACGAGAUGUGAUGCAAUGACAGAUAACAGUGAAGAAGAGGUGCAAUGUAGGAAUGUUACUUGAAAAGGCAACACAUGUACUAGCAUGAAAGUUCAUCGGUGUUGGUAUGAAGCAUUAUGGAAAAGAUUGAUACAGAUUUGGAGAGUGAGGAGUUUACAUUGAGACAUGUAUGAGAAUCUGGCAUGUGCAAUCCAUAAUUCAGGAGACCUGUAUAAGUUUGGGAGGUUUUAGGGCGUGUUCAGCCCAUUACCUGGUAUUUGUGAUCAACUAUGGAAAAAGUAAGACAAGAGAAUGAAGAUUAUCAUAUGUCUUAAUGUGUGUUUAAUCAUGAAUAUUUGAAAAACUAUACAAAUGCCCAUCCUGUUAGUGUUACGUUCAUGACAUUGUACAUGUGCUCUUUAAAAACUUUACAUAAUAAGGCAGUGUAAAAGCUGA
Molecule: messenger RNA, 3048 nt
Organism: Branchiostoma floridae (Florida lancelet)
Lineage: Eukaryota; Metazoa; Chordata; Leptocardii; Amphioxiformes; Branchiostomatidae
Product: perilipin-2-like
Exons: 10
Coding region: 128-1585 (485 amino acids)
Biological process (GO): lipid storage; positive regulation of triglyceride storage
Cellular component (GO): lipid droplet; cytosol
Source: RefSeq, a predicted model, not a curated record